Mus musculus (house mouse) is the source of this 3688-nucleotide messenger RNA. RefSeq names its product expressed sequence AI987944. Gene Ontology annotation, biological process: regulation of DNA-templated transcription. The transcript is spliced from 5 exons. Gene Ontology annotation, cellular component: nucleus. Gene Ontology annotation, molecular function: sequence-specific double-stranded DNA binding. NCBI's taxonomy places the organism in Eukaryota, Metazoa, Chordata, Mammalia, Rodentia, Muridae. The record is from RefSeq and is a predicted model, not a curated record. The coding region runs from base 1058 to 2269 and encodes 403 amino acids.
CCACUGCCCACAGAGGGAAGGAGCAGGCAGUUGUGUAGCAGAAGUUGGUAUGGUGGCUUGUCCCUGGGUCUGGGUGGUAAGUGUGGCCAGAUCUGACCACCUGUUACUUCCCUUUUUGUCCUAGUCAUUCCCUGAACCCAGCGGUGGGCUGUGAAUAACUUCACUAUGAGGGCGGCAUCUGCUCAAAGCAUCUGGCUCAGAGACUUGUGUGUGGAAACAUCCUUAGCAGGAUGUCAAACUCAGAGAGGCCUAGUUUCUCUACUUCUAAAAGUUAACUCCCCCAUCAUUUAACAUUUAGCUGUAAGACCUAUUUGGAGUUAAUUCUGUAGAAGUUAUAAAAGGCAUCUCAUGUUGGGUAGCACUCCCAUAUCAAACUGUGGUGUAGAAGAGUAGAAUUGAUGAUGUUAAAGGAUUUACCAAUGCUUAGGAGAUAGUUAAGCGACAGCAAGUAGAGUUUAGCUGAGGGAGGAAUGCCUCUGAGACACCCUACAGAUAAGUAGUGUGCUAACCAGACCCGUUAGAGAUCAGGAUGCUAGGAUAGAUAUAUUUGUUCACUAGGAUUGUCCAGAAAAGUGCUCCAGUGCUUAACAAAGGAGGCUACUCUGAUUGACAACCAGCCACUAGGGCCAUCCUCAUAGCAAAGAACUGGCUGCUCAAGGGAGCGUUAUAGAGUCCCAAUCAACAUUAAAGGCUGUUUAUCACAAAGUGCUGCUAGUUUUCUUCUUGAGAAAAAGCAUAGUUCUGCCAUAUUCGCAGGAGAACACCGGCUGGCAACUCUUUGAAAAGGGAAAACACUGUUGGGUCCAGGACUGGCUUGAUCAAGCAAGGCUUUCUGUGAGGCCCUUAUGUAUAGAAAAUGGCAUAGCUCUUUCUCAAACCCAGGAACAUGCUUGACAGAGCCAGAUCUACUUCUCCAACUCCAUUUCAGAAUAGGGCAGGCCUCCAAGAGAGCACAAGGAAACAAGAACAAGAUACAAAAAGACAAGGCAAUAGACUUCAUAUUGACACUGUACAAGGCACCCCGAUAAGAGGAAAAGAGUCUUAGAAGCAGAAUGGAAUGACCUAUGAUGAUGUCCAUGUAAACUUCACUGAAGAAGAGUGGGCUUUGCUCAGUCCUUCCCAGAAGAGGCUCUACAAGGAUGUGAUGCUGGAAACCUACAAGAACCUCACUGCUAUAGGUUACAAUUGGGAAGACCAUAAUAGUGAACAUUUUCAACAUUCUAGAAGACAUGGAAGGCAUGAAAGAAGUCAUACUGGAGAAAAACCUUCUGUAUAUACUCAGUGUGGUAAAGUCUUUGCAUAUCGCAGUCAUCCUCAGAAUCAUGAUAGAAUGCAUACAGGAGAGAAAAGCCAUGAAGGUAUUCAACAUGGUAAAGCCUUUGCACAUCAAAGUCACCUUCAAAGGCAUGAAAGAAUUCAUACCAGCAAGAAACCUUAUGAAUGUAAUCAGUGUGGUAAGGCCUUUGCACAUCGUAGUUACCUUCGAAAGCAUAAAAGAAUUCAUAUUGAAGAGAAGCCCGAUGAAUGGAACCAAUGUGGUCAAGGUAAUCUCCAAAUACAUAAAAGGACACAUUCUGCACAGAAACCCUAUGAAUGUAAUCAGUGUGGAAAAGCCUUCAGGCGGCACAAUAGUCUCCAAGUACAUAAUAGAACACAUACUGGAGAGAAACCCUACAAAUGUGAUCAAUGUGAUAAAGCCUUUACACAACAAGGUCAUCUCCGAAUUCAUAAUAGAACACAUACUGGAGAGAAACCCUAUGAAUGCAAUCAAUGUGGUAAAGCCUUUGCAGUUCACAGUACUCUCCAAAUACAUAAAAGGACACAUACUGCAGAGACACCCUAUGAAUGUAAUCAGUGUGGUAAAGCCUUUAGGCGGCACAAUACCCUCCAAAUACAUAAAAGAACACACACUGGAGAAAAACCAUACAAAUGCGAUCAAUGUGAUAAAGCCUUUUCACAACAAGGUCACCUCAGAAUACAUAAAAGAACACAUACUGGAGAGAAACCUUAUAAAUGUAGUCAGUGUGGUAAAGCUUUUGCACGCCAUAGUCAUCUUCUAAUUCAUGAAAGAAUUCAUACUGGAGAGAAACCUUACAGAUGUAAUCAAUGUAAUAAAGCCUUUUCACAAUAUGGUGGUCUUCAAAUACAUAAAAGCACACAUACUGCUGAGAAGCCCUAUGAAUGUAAUGAAUGUGGUAAAACUUUUUCACAACACAGUUAUCUCCGAACACAUAAAAGAACACAUACUAGAGAGAAACCCUAUAAAUAAGCAAUGUGGUAAAACCUUUGUGUGUAGUCUUAGAAAUCAAGAGCCAAUUUAUAUUGCAGAGGAACCCUAUAAAUAUAGUCAAUGUGGUAAAGUUUUGCACUUCAUAAUUUGUUAAACAACAGUAAAACCUUUGAUGUUAUCUGUUAAUGCCUUUACACAUCACAGUAAUUUUGAGUGCUGAUAAAACUCAUACUGAAUAGAUAAAACUUAUACUGAAUGGAAUUUUUGACUAUAAAAGAUUUGAUAAGAUUUUUAGCCAAUACAUUUACAUUAAGUUAUAGAAAAUUAUUUAUUCAGAGGAAUAAACCUGACAACUUUCAACAAAGUAUUCAAGAAUUAUGUCCCUCUGUUAUGCACUGAUGACCUGGAAGAAAUAUAAGAUGGAUUGCAUCAGAAGUAUCUGAAGCCUUGGCACUUUAAAGAAAUUUCAGAGUCCCAAAUCUCUACAAAAUGAAGAAGAGUGAAAAGAAAGAUCAGGAGAGAAACUGACAAGUCUUAAAAAGUGGCUGAGCACUUGGCCAAUGCCACAAGACAGUUUAUCUCAAAAGUGGUAAAAAAAAAAAAAAAAAGAGAGAGCGCUGUGGGAGCAAGCCUACAAGGAAAUAUGUACAUUGUAUGCCUGCUGGAGUUUGUUUCCCAUAAGGAGAGAAAGAAAUAUGCAGGGGUGAAGACUGGCUUGUCAGAUCAGGAUCGUAUUCUGCUUCUCUGGACACCUGGACUCCUAAGACUUCAACAGGAGUCAGUCACUCUAAGACUGGGACAAUCAUGUCUUUGCAAAGAGCUGUGUGAGGUAUGGAAGAAAUAUGAGGGCAAGAGCUUUGGAUUGGAAAGCCAAAGGACCAAAUGACUAGAGGGCAACGCUCAGGGUGUACCUGAGGACAAGCUGGCUCCUACUGUGCUCUCUGCAUCCCCUUAGCUGUCAUGGGUCAGCCCCUCCAGGUCUUCCACUCUUUCCUUAUUCUUGGCAACUACAAUGUAGCUGUCAGUAAGAGCACUGUGCUCCUUCCCUGGCAGACCCCACCCAUUCAUUAAUCCUUGUAACCUGCUUCCCUGGAAGACUAAGGAUAUUCUAAAGAGAUAUUUCUUUUCCUUUGGCUAACAAUUAGUGAACCGGUGGGCUGCAUGAAAUUCAAAUUUCCUGGGUAAUCACAUUCUGGGUAAGAUUGAGUCCUCCAUCGAAGAAGGCUUUUGCUGAAGAAAUAUUUGCACAUUGCAGGAAACAGAGGAGCUAAGAAUGGGGUAUGGUUUAAGGGAUGGCUGGAAAAUUCUUAUACUGCUUGGAUGGAUUACUUAGCAUCUAUCUCUUUCCUUCCACCUAAAUAUGUCAUUACGCCCAGUGAUUGAAUAGUUUGCUUCUAUCUUUGUCAUUGUUUCAACUUAGUUGCACUCAAUAAAUAUGUUUCUAAUUUUCAUGAUAAA